Messenger RNA from Penicillium crustosum, 372 nucleotides. RefSeq lists its product as uncharacterized. Lineage: Eukaryota; Fungi; Ascomycota; Eurotiomycetes; Eurotiales; Aspergillaceae. Bases 1 to 372 code for a protein of 123 amino acids. The record is from RefSeq and is a predicted model, not a curated record. The transcript is spliced from 2 exons.
AUGGCAUUGACACCGCUUUCCGCGAUCAUCACACUCGUUAAAGCAACAUAUUUGAAGCUAUUCACCGACCAUACUGAUCCUCGUUGGUGCACUUCCCUCGUUUCUUUGGGGACUUCUAGGAUUGAGCAAAACGUUGUCAUUGUCGCCGCUUAUGUCCCGGCUCUUCGCCCCUUUUUCUGCAAGGUAUUCAAGUCUACCACUGGCUCUACUGGCAAAACUACCUCACAAAAAGGAACGGGCUCCGGCUUCAAGCCCUCAUAUAAUUCCUUUCAGCGCUAUAAACGGACACUUUCUGCGGCGGAUUUGCCCCUCAAGAAUAUAAAACAAAAAUCCUGUGAUGCCGAGAGCAAUAAUAGCCAGUCGGAUAUAUAG